Messenger RNA from Castor canadensis (American beaver), 1684 nucleotides. It is a transcript of the gene Fn3krp, whose product is annotated as fructosamine 3 kinase related protein. Lineage: Eukaryota; Metazoa; Chordata; Mammalia; Rodentia; Castoridae. The record is from RefSeq and is a predicted model, not a curated record.
CUCGCUUCCUCCGCAGGCCUGAGAAGGGUCAGCGGCCCGGGGGGAACAUGGAGGCGCUGCUGAGGCGGGAGCUGGGUUAUGGCUUCGUCAAGGCCACUGGCCACUCGGGAGGCGGGUGCAUUAGCCAGGGCCAGAGUUACGACACGGACAGAGGACGAGUGUUUGUGAAAGUGAAUUCCAAGGCCGAGGCCAAAAGAAUGUUUGAAGGUGAGAUGGCAAGUUUAACUGCCAUUCUGAAAACAGGCACAGUGAAAGUGCCCAAGCCCAUCAAGGUUCUCGAUGCUCCUGGAGGUGGGAGUAUGCUUGUGAUGGAGCAUUUGGACAUGCGGUAUCUGAGCAGUCAUGCUGCAAAGCUUGGAGCCCAGCUUGCGGAUUUACACCUUGAGAACAAGAAGCUUGGAGAGACAUUCCUGAAGGAGGCUGGCACAGUUGGGAAAGGAGGUGGGCAGGAGGAAAGGCUGUUUGUGGACCAGUUUGGGUUUGAUGUGGUGACAUGUUGUGGAUACCUUCCCCAGGUGAAUGACUGGCAGAAGGAUUGGGUCAUGUUCUAUGCCCAGCAGCGCAUUCAGCCCCAAAUGGACAUGGUGGAGAAGAAGUCUGGAGAUCGGGAGGCCCUUGAACUCUGGUCUGCUCUACAGUUGAAGAUCCCUGACCUGUUCCAUGACCUGGAGAUCAUGCCGGCCUUGCUCCACGGAGACCUCUGGGGAGGGAACGUAGCAGAAGAUUCCUCCGGGCCCAUCAUUUUUGACCCAGCUUCUUUCUAUGGCCACUCAGAAUAUGAGCUGGCGAUAGCUGGCAUGUUUGGGGGCUUCAGUAGCUCCUUUUACUCUGCCUACCAUAGCAAAAUCCCCAAGGCCCCAGGGUUCCAGAAGCGCCUGGAGUUGUAUCAGCUCUUCCACUACCUGAAUCACUGGAACCAUUUUGGAUCUGGGUACAGAGGUUCCUCCCUAAACAUCAUGAGGAAUCUCGUCAAAUAAGUGGACUUUCCCUUGGAGGGAGGCGUCUUUGAGGAGUGUGCCUCAAGCUCAGGUGUUUUCCACGUGGCUGGAGCUGCUCCGUUCCACUUAGUGGCUUGUCUUCAAGCUUUGUAAAGUAUGAAAUAUAUCUGAGGAGAGGUCUUGUCCACUGUGUCAGACUUCCUGGCUGGAUCAGGCCACACUGGUGAUAUGAACACAGGGACCUAUGCGGCCUGGGGGCAUUGAACCAUGCUCUGCUGUAAAGAUAGAGAACUGUAUGGGCAUUGUAGGGGAGUGGCCAGUGUGCCCACUGCCCUCUCCUGCCUGCUUCUGUGUCCAGCAACAUCUCUGAGCUGGUCAUGAUUAUGCUUCAAUGAGAAGACUGAGUCCAGACAUGGAGCCAUCUUAUCAGAAGCUUUGAAUAAUGACCAAUUUCAAAAUCAAGCACAUUCCUUUUCUUUGUGCAUCAUCCCUGGUUGCUGCUGCAGGCUGAGCAAUCUGGAAACUGGUUCUGGGACCGACCAAACUGCCAGCCUUAGGUAAAUUGGAUAAAUUUAGGAGCCUUGAACUGCUCCUGUUAUCACCAUGUCUCGUGUGCUGUUUUCCAAAGAUUGCUGAAUUGUCAGUCCUUUAAAUACAUAAAAUAAGCAUUGAACUAAUAUUUUUUCCAUUCUUAAGUAUUGUAGUGAUCAGAAAUUUCUUGAAUGGCAUUGAUGCUAAUAAAUCCU